This is a messenger RNA of Papilio machaon (common yellow swallowtail), 1129 nucleotides long. It is a transcript of the gene Polr1C, whose product is annotated as DNA-directed RNA polymerases I and III subunit RPAC1. Lineage: Eukaryota; Metazoa; Arthropoda; Insecta; Lepidoptera; Papilionidae. The record is from RefSeq and is a predicted model, not a curated record. Gene Ontology annotation, cellular component: RNA polymerase III complex; RNA polymerase I complex. The transcript has 6 exons. Gene Ontology annotation, molecular function: DNA binding; protein dimerization activity. Bases 123 to 1121 code for a protein of 332 amino acids. Gene Ontology annotation, biological process: DNA-templated transcription.
ACUGUAGUAUGGUCGAAAGACUUAAAUAAACAUUAAAUUAAAAGAAUUUACCUUUAAAUUAAGCUACAUAAACCAUUUUUACUAACAUAUAAAUUACGCUGAUAAUUGUCUCCUACUGAUUAAUGAUGCCGCAGCUUGAAGAAAAACCAAGAGUUUUCUUGGAAGAGUAUAGAUUAAAGAAUGCUGCAAACGAUUACGGGAUGGCCGAUGAAAAAUGGAAUUUUAAAAAAUUCGUGAAAAAUUUCCGUAUUGUUAUUGUUAGACUAGAUAACUUUGAGAUGGAAUUCGACUUGAUUGGUCUUCAGCCAGCAUUUGCUAAUGCUUUUCGAAGACUUAUGUUAAGUGAAGUUCCCAGUAUGGCCAUUGAAAAAGUUAUGGUUAGAAAUAAUACCUCAAUAAUACAAGACGAAGUCCUUGCUCACAGGCUGGGGCUAAUUCCGUUAAAAGCUGAUCCAAGACUAUUUGAAUAUCGUCCUGAAGAUGCUACCGAAGGCACAGAAUAUGAUACUUUAGAAUUUUCUCUCAAAGUAAAAUGUACUGCAGUUAAAUCACAGCCCAAGGAUUCAUACAGAACAGAAGAUUUGUAUGAGAAUCAUAGUGUUUAUUCAUCACAAAUAAAAUGGCAGCCAAUUGGGAAUCAAGCAUCUGUUCACAAGGAGGCAGAUGUAGGGCCGGUGCACGGUGAUAUUCUCAUAUCUAAAAUGAGGCCAGGUCAUGAAUUAGAUCUACAAUUCAUUGCGGUCAAGGGGAUUGGAAAGGAUCAUGCCAAAUUUUCUCCAGUUGCCACAGCUUCGUAUCGCUUAUUGCCAGAAAUAACAUUGACACGUGAAGUGGUAGGAGGCCAAGCAGCACUCUUACAAAGCUGCUUUUCUCCUGGUGUGAUUGGAAUUGAUUCAGAGGGCAAGGCUUAUGUUAAGGAUGCCCGUUACGACACUUGCAGCAGAAAUGUCUACAGAUAUGAUGACAUUAAAGAUGCCGCUAUACUGAGCAGAAUUCGUGAUCAUUUUAUAUUUAAUGUGGAGUCCGUUGGAGCCAUGGCUCCAAAUUUCAUAUUUGUUGAAGCUGUUAAAAUACUAAGAGAUAAGUGCAAGUCAUUACUAGAUGAAUUAAACAGUUUUUAAAUUAAAAA